AUGGUAGAUGGAACAUUUCUGCUUCAGAUGUUAUGGGUCUUCCAAAUAAUUGCUGUUUUUGUUGCUGCCAUUGCCCUGUACUGUUUCAUGGUGACUGGUUCAGUCGCCCCCUCACUCCCAUUCACUGAUGAAAAAGGAAGUUUGUUGGUUGACACAUGGGAGACUUCUGCCGAUCAUCUUGCUAAGAACGGAAAUCAUAAUAGCUCAAUGUGGACCAAAAUGCGAGAAAUAUCCCAUGAAAAAGACUUUUUGGUCAUUAUUGCAGCAAAUUUCAUUCACACUGCAAGAAGCGUGUCACAUAUGAAUUUCGCAUCUACAGCUACGGAGUUGCUUAUUCCCGGAACAAUCCUUCCUAAAGGUUCGCUGCGACUAAGUUUGUUUUACGGUGUCCUUACACUCGGCCCGCAGAUUCUGCUCAUUUUAAACGAACGCCUCAUCGUCAAACAUGGAGCUUAUCGGAUUAUGCUGAUCAGUUAUGUUGUUUCCUUCUUCUCUGGGCUGAUAUUCUUCUUCACUUCAGAUCCAUACUUGAUAAUGAUCUUCAUGCUUAUUGAUAGCAUCACAGUACAUUCGGCUGCUCCUCUUUUCAAUAUAGUAAUAUCUGACUUCAUAGAUGAUGAUGCAAAGCGACAUUCUCGAGUAUCGGGGCUGUCUUCGUUGGUGUUCAGUUUGAAUGCUUUGUUCGUGAAACCUGCACAGUCAAUUGCCCCCGUUGUUGUUGUGUAUAUCCUCAAUAACUUUGGAUAUCAGGAGUACAUCUCUACCAAGCAGUCGUCAACAGAUCUUGUUAAUGGCAUGCGAAUUUUGCUAAUUUCUACGCCACUCGUCCUCGGCGCCUUCCAAUACUUCAUUUUCAAGUCCUAUUCUCUCACCAAUAAGCAUAUCUGCAAGGUCGAGGAAGACAUUUAG
Necator americanus (New World hookworm) is the source of this 909-nucleotide messenger RNA. RefSeq lists its product as uncharacterized. The record is from RefSeq and is a predicted model, not a curated record. Lineage: Eukaryota; Metazoa; Nematoda; Chromadorea; Rhabditida; Ancylostomatidae. Bases 1 to 909 code for a protein of 302 amino acids. The transcript has 7 exons.